AUGGUUACAUCUAGUGGCAACGAUAUUAUAACACUAUUUGCUAAUUUUCUAAGCGUAAUUACUGUUGCAAUAUGCUUUAUUUUAAAAAUUCCUCAAAUUUUAACCAUUUUAAAAGUUGGAAAUGCCAAAGGUAUAAAUAUUAUUGCGCUCUUAAUGGAGCUAUCCAGCUACACCAUCAUGAUGUCCUACAAUUAUAGAAGUGGAUAUGCUAUUUUAAGCUAUCUUGAAUAUCCCAUUAUACUAAUUCAAGAAAUAAUACUAAUAGUUUGUGUGUUAUACUAUAAAGAUAUGUUAAAUAUUACCAGUUUAGCUGGCGCAUCUGUUUACUUUUUAACUGCAGCUUCAUUUUUACUGGGAAUGGUCCCACUGGGACUUCUUGCUUUUUUAGUGCCCCUCUGUACCCCAAUUGGAGCUUCCUCAAAAGUUGUACAGCUUUAUGAGAUUUUAAGAACAAGAAAUUCAGAAUCAGUGAGUGUUCUUACAUGGUUUAUCUCUGCAUUUACUAAUUUUACUCGUGUAUUCACUAUAUGUGUGGAAUCAAUGGAUCUCACCUUACUUCUUAAUUUCACUAUCAACACCUUCUUGAGUAGCUCAGUAAUGAUAGCAGCUUACUGGUUCAAACAUCCCAAGAGAGAUUAA
Diabrotica balteata is the source of this 639-nucleotide messenger RNA. The record is from the annotation of a GenBank genome assembly. Lineage: Eukaryota; Metazoa; Arthropoda; Insecta; Coleoptera; Chrysomelidae.